AUGAGUUCACAGAGAGGAAACGUGCAGCGAUCGCGGCCUCAGAAGCACCGGAAUGCCACCGUGUUUAAGAACGACAAGUAUGACAGCAACCACCUCACCAAGGUGAGCACCGCACCAUGUGACCAUCACCGGAACUGGCCAUCCGGUCACCGGGUAUCGCCCUGCCAGGCUGCGGUCACCGGGUAUCGCCCUGCCAGGCUGCGGUCACUGGGUAUUGCCUGCUAUGGUCUUAAUAUGUGGACAGAGCAUGUCGAAAGGGAAUGACCCCCAUCCUGCAGGGAGCUUUCCUACCAGUGUUUCCUGCUUUCAUGGUUAUUCCCUGAGUUUAACAUUUUAAGCCAAAAUUGCCAAACUAGAAAUGUAGCUGUUUCUUUUUUCUCUAAUUCAGCUAAUUUGGCCUAAAAUAUUAACUUCAUUUUUAAUGUUUUCUCCCCCUAAACCCGCUAGUAGUAUGUUCAAUGUGGCCAUUCUGUACUGUCAUGUUACAAGAGGCCAGUAAACCUCAUUAAUGGAAGUCUAGUUUCAUAAUGCGCAUUUAUUGGGAUAUUAAAAUUAUAUUCAAUUCCUGGAGCUACUACUGGGACAUCUGUAAAUCUGCUAAGGCAAUUAUGGCGGAAAACCCGUUUGUCAGCUUGGUGAAGUGCUUUAGGGGAAAACUGCAUGUACCCUCUGACUUAUUUUAUAAAAGUAGUUUUAGCAGUUUGAUGAACCCCUUUAGUAACAUCUCCCAGCUUUCAUGUACACAGAGUUGUCUACUCGUUGAACUGUAGUUGAAAGCAGAGAACUGAGUGCUUUACAGAGAAACUUUGUUUGCGAAUCACAGCAUUGGUUGCUCAUGCAAGGUAUGCCCCAGUGCCAAUCUGUGAAAACCAUUUUAUUGGACACAAGUCAUCAGUAAUGAUGAUUUUCACAGGGGCGCUCUCCUGGCGCUGGACUAUAGGUAAGUUUCAAUGCAGAAAUUGAGUGGGGCGAUAAGGAAUCAGAAGAGUGUAAGCUUGUUUGACUGGCUCCUCAUCAACCGUUGUUCCUGUAACACUUUGUAAUUUUCUAAUUUAUUGUUAAAUUUACUCCUUUUAUAAUAUUGUAAAACACUGCGUAAUAAGUUGAUGCUAUGUAUAUGCCAAUAAUAAUUAUAAACAAAAGAAACCCUCCAAUAAAAGAAAACAAAAUAUUUUGUGUGUGUAUAUGUAUAUAUUUACACACAAAGUGUUUAUUUAACAUUACACACCAUGAGAAAUUUAUACAAGAUAAUAAGAAAUUGUAGAACAUCUAUUGCACGUGACACUUUUUUUCCAUACUUUAGUAGUUCACAUCUUUCUGCCUAUGAAUGGAACAAGUAUUGCAAGGUGAGAAUUAAGCUGUUAAAUCUAACCCUUUGCAAAAUGUGGUCUCCUAAAACUAUAAAUAUAUUAUUAUUAUUUUUUUUUCAGUGACUGUUAUCAUCAAUCCCUGCCAAAUGUGCUGGUUAUAGUUCUUUAUUUUUCCUUGUUUCAUUUUCAUUGGGCGUUCCACAGACCAUGUGUGUCCUACUUCUGUAAAUAUUUGUAUUUUGCAACAAUGCUGGAGUACAGCAAUACUGUACACAUGAGUAUCGCGCCCUGCCAGGCUGCGGUCACUGGGUAUCCCUCUGCCAGGCUGCGGUCACUGGGUAUCCCUCUGCCAGGCUGCGGUCACUGGGUAUCCCUCUGCCAGGCUGCGGUCACUGGGUAUUGCCUGCUAUGGUCUUAAUAUGUGGACAGAGCAUGUCGAAAGGGAAUGACCCCCAUCCUGCAGGGAGCUUUCCUACCAGUGUUUCCUGCUUUCAUGGUUAUUCCCUGAGUUUAACAUUUUAAGCCAAAAUGGCCAAACUAGAAAUGUAGCUGUUUCUUUUUUCUCUAAUUCAGCUAAUUUGGCCUAAAAUAUUAACUUAAUUUUGAAUGUUUUCUCCCCCUAAACCCGCUAGUAGUAUGUUCAAUGUGGCCAUUCUGUACUGUCAUGUUACAAGAGGCCAGUAAACCUCAUUAAUGGAAGUCUAGUUUCAUAAUGCGCAUUUAUUGGGAUAUUAAAAUUAUAUUCAAUUCCUGGAGCUACUACUGGGACAUCUGUAAAUCUGCUAAGGCAAUUAUGGCGGAAAACCCGUUUGUCAGCUUGGUGAAGUGCUUUAGGGGAAAACUGCAUGUACCCUCUGACUUAUUUUAUAAAAGUAGUUUUAGCAGUUUGAUGAACCCCUUUAGUAACAUCUCCCAGCUUUCAUGUACACAGAGUUGUCUACUCGUUGAACUGUAGUUGAAAGCAGAGAACUGAGUGCUUUACAGAGAAACUUUGUUUGCGAAUCACAGCAUUGGUUGCUCAUGCAAGGUAUGCCCCAGUGCCAAUCUGUGAAAACCAUUUUAUUGGACACAAGUCAUCAGUAAUGAUGAUUUUCACAGGGGCGCUCUCCUGGCGCUGGACUAUAGGUAAGUUUCAAUGCAGAAAUUGAGUGGGGCGAUAAGGAAUCAGAAGAGUGUAAGCUUGUUUGACUGGCUCCUCAUCAACCGUUGUUCCUGUAACACUUCGUAAUUUUCUAAUUUAUUGUUAAAUUUACUCCUUUUAUAAUAUUGUAAAACACUGCGUAAUAAGUUGAUGCUAUGUAUAUGCCAAUAAUAAUUAUAAACAAAAGAAACCCUCCAAUAAAAGAAAACAAAAUAUUUUGUGUGUGUAUAUGUAUAUAUUUACACACAAAGUGUUUAUUUAACAUUACACACCAUGAGAAAUUUAUACAAGAUAAUAAGAAAUUGUAGAACAUCUAUUGCGCGUGACACUUUUUUUCCAUACUUUAGUAGUUCACAUCUUUCUGCCUAUGAAUGGAACAAGUAUUGCAAGGUGAGAAUUAAGCUGUUAAAUCUAACCCUUUGCAAAAUGUGGUCUCCUAAAACUAUAAAUAUAUUAUUAUUAUUUUUUUUUCAGUGACUGUUAUCAUCAAUCCCUGCCAAAUGUGCUGGUUAUAGUUCUUUAUUUUUCCUUGUUUCAUUUUCAUUGGGCGUUCCACAGACCAUGUGUGUCCUACUUCUGUAAAUAUUUGUAUUUUGCAACAAUGCUGGAGUACAGCAAUACUGUACACAUGAGUAUCGCGCCCUGCCAGGCUGCGGUCACUGGGUAUCCCUCUGCCAGGCUGCGGUCACUGGGUAUCCCUCUGCCAGGCUGCGGUCACUGGGUAUUGCCUGCUAUGGUCUUAAUAUGUGGACAGAGCAUGUCGAAAGGGAAUGACCCCCAUCCUGCAGGGAGCUUUCCUACCAGUGUUUCCUGCUUUCAUGGUUAUUCCCUGAGUUUAACAUUUUAAGCCAAAAUGGCCAAACUAGAAAUGUAGCUGUUUCUUUUUUCUCUAAUUCAGCUAAUUUGGCCUAAAAUAUUAACUUAAUUUUGAAUGUUUUCUCCCCCUAAACCCGCUAGUAGUAUGUUCAAUGUGGCCAUUCUGUACUGUCAUGUUACAAGAGGCCAGUAAACCUCAUUAAUGGAAGUCUAAUUUCAUAAUGCUGCAUUUAUUGGGAUAUUCUAGUUAUGACAUUUCGCUUUGCUUGCUUCCUAGAGAUGCAAUUUGAUAAAGUUAGAACCGUAUGUUUCAUUAUACCAAAUUUUAACAAUUAACUGUUUAGUAGAUUGGCCUCCAGGCUGAGGAAUCUCUUUGAGACACAGUCUUAGUACUGUUACUUUUGAUGACAGCUGAGCAAAUUAUUUCUAUACUUGGCUACCAGGUUGAUCAGACCGCUAGGGAGCCAAUCAGUUACUUUUGUUGGAAUAGUCCACUGACUGCAAGGUAUUAGCUGUCAGUCACCGCAAAACGCCACUAUGUUUGACUAUUACUGCAGUCCUAUGAGAUGUGGCAUGUUUUCAGGAUUCUCUGGUUAACCAAAUGAGCGAGGCUUCCAUUAACAGCAAAUACGCUCUUCAUUUUAGUUUCUACCUUUCUUCAUAGAGAUCCUGGCUGGCUUGGAGUGAUGGGGAUCGUUGGCGACAGCAGUCCCUAUGAUCACGUGCCUUGGGUGACGUCCACAUCACUAUUUCUAUUAUACAUCACUAAUGGGCAUAGCGUAAUCUCACAGCAAAAUGUAACGCUGUGCAGCAACCAUCAUGAAGAAAUCCGUUACUCUCCAUUCCAUGACUAUUUUAGAUGUCUGCAGUUUGUAUGUUCAGUGUUUUACUUUGAAAUACUGCACAUAAAAAGAUUAACCCCUUUGCUGACAGUGCUGUAACCUCACCUCUGGAGUUCCAGGUUGGCUAAUGCCAAGUCUCUCAGACAAAUGUUGCCCGCUUUGGCUUCCAGCUCUUCAGAAACCUGAAGCACAUCAAUGGACCACCAGAGAGCAUUGUAGCCUGUGGAGGACCCAGCAAACUAUUGCUGGCUAACCCGGCCAAGGUAUUUCUGGCAUCAUAACCACUACAGCGUCUGUAGUGGUCAUAACGAUUGGAGUAACCUUUUUAACAUAUAUUCUCUGGUCAAAAAGUUUGAAGAGGCAGUUUACUGUUUUUAGGAAAAGGAGGGGGAAACAAAAACUAGUUAGCUAGGUAUCCAUACAUAUACACACACACAUUGUGGAAAUAUGUAAAAGCUUUUCAUUUCAAAAUAUAUAAAUAUUGUCUAGUUAUCCCAGGAAUGUCAUAAAUUCUUGCAUUAUCUGCAGUGUGCUGAACUUUGUAAUAUCAUUUCCAAAUGCUGUCAUCUUUCGCAUAAUGUGCUGUGUUGUGUAAUACCAAUUUUUACAAGUCACGUAAAUUUAACAUGUGUCAUAGCUUUGUAAUGUCCUCAUCCACUUUCUUUUGUCCUAGAUAUUCUCUUAUGGCCACACUGAUUUGUUAAAAUUAUUAUAAUGCAAUCAGCAAGCAUAAUUUAGUUGUGUGCAUUUGGAUUAGACUUGGUGAUUGUUUUGUCUGCAUUAUUAUCUAUACACUUUUUUUUUUUUUUUUCUCUUCAUUUUAGAAACUUAAUUCAAAGUUACAUGAUGGAGUUUGCCAGAGAUGCAAAGAUGUUUUGGAAUGGAGGGUAAAAUUCAGCAAGUACAAGCCUCUGUCACAACCUAAAAAAUGGUAUGUAACACUCCCUGUUUAUGGUCCCAAGUAAUCUGAGUGUUUGUUUACUUUUUUUUAGAUGCUCCUAGAUGAUUAGGAGAACAAUAAAACCUCUCUGAGUUUAGAAACUGAGCUUUGUAAAGAAAGGAUCCGGGGAAGAGUUAGGGAUAUAAACAUUCACAAUACAGUAGGAAAUUGAGUUAACAGUAAGACAUAAUAUAACAUAUGUGUAUUACAUAUUGAAGGUUUGAAUGCAACAAGAUUGCCACCCCUCCUGUUUUGGAAUUCUAUUUUGCUGCAAUACAGGGUUGGAUCCAGGUUGCUUUAAGCUGUGCAUCAGCCAAUUGUGACCACUGAGUUUGAUGUAGAAGAGUAAUAUGUGGCUGUUGUUUAGCUAAAAACCUCAAAAUCUUCUUUCUCUUUAUGGGUGUGUUUACCUCUUUUACAUUCCAGGAUAGGAAUUUAAUGUUAGAGGUCGAGAAAGUUCUUGGAUUAGAAGACAUUAAUAUCUUAGCCGAUACCCUGGCAGGGAAGGUGGUAUAACUGAGAUUGGUAGCAUAGAAGGGGACUCUGUCCCUCCAAAGUCAGAGACAAGCAAGGAGUCCAGCGGAUCCGGUAGGUAGAAGGCCAAGUGGCCCAAACUAUAUACAGAUAGGUGAACCAAAAAGCAUUUAGAGAUGAUGGUUCAUCACUCCUCUCUAAGUGGUGAGAAUCUGGCUGAAGGGUUUGGUGAAGGUGUCCCCCAAUCCGGGAGAACAUUCUGUAGAAAGGUGGUAGCCUCUGAUUCCGAAGAGGUAGACCAAUUAUGAUUUGCGAUGCGUAAACGUAGAGUGGCAGGAUACGACGGAGCAAAUCUUAUGCCUUUCUUGUGUAACGCUGAGCAGAUGGAAGUAAAGGCUUGUCUCCGCUGUGUGACUUGUGCAGAGUAAUCUUUGAAGAUUAUAGUUCUUUUGUCUUGACAGGUAAGUCGAGAAGGUUGUUUAUAAGCUGUAAGGAUACUAACCAUAUCAUUGAAAUUUAGGAACUUUGCUAUUAUUGGUCGUGACUUAGUGGCAUCACUGGGCCUGUCAGGGCCAAAUCUGUGUGCUUAUUCAAUAACGAUGGGAGUGAGAGCAGAGGUACCGAGCUGUAGGAUAUCCUGUAGCCAGCUUUGAAGAGUGGAGAGAAUGUCAGCCGAGUUCAACGAUUCAGGGAAGCCCACAAAUCUUAGGUUAUUUCUUCUACCCCGGUUUAUGAGAUCAUCUAAUUAACCUGUAGAGAUGAUAAAGUAUUGUGUUGUUGUGUAGUCGAUUGUAAUUGGUGAAGUUCAUCUUCUGUUGCGCUUUUUCUGGUUUCUAGUAGAGUAAUUUGAGUAGAAUGGGAUUGUAGUAAAUGAACUGCAUUAUCAAUAGAUUCUUUAAUGUCCUUGAAUUGGGAGUCAAAGAUUGGUUUGAGAAGAAAACGGGCGACUUCUGAAGCUUGCUGUGAGAUGAGAGUAGAUGUUCUGAGGGGCAAAGAGGGAUCCUCAUCCGGAAUAGAGCCAGCAGGGGAAAGUGCCAGUGUGGAUGGGGGUAUAGUUUGUCUUAGAUGUUAUUUCUUUGCAUGUUUUUGAGGUUUGCUGUUAUGUUGUUUUAGAGAAGGAUUUAUCAAUUAAUUUAUCCAUGACAGAGAGAAGGAGGGAAAUCAGAGAACAAAAAAUUAAUUAAAAAAAAUCUUAUGGUCAACAAAGGUAUUUACAGUACAUAUGAGGAGAAAUUAUAUCUGUUCUGAAGCAGAGAGACCCAUCAGACCCCAAUUCUGAUGAGCUGCUAGCAUAGAAUUUUCGGCUGCUCUGAUGUGGCUAUGGCGAAGGUCUGCGAGGGUCCCUGCACAUAAAAUUUUUAGCCAUCAUUAGAGUGGAACUGUGAAGGUAUUCAGGGUUUUGCGGUGGCUCAGGACGUAGUUGAGGCCUACGGGUUAAGCGUAGCAAGGGAUAACCUGCAGCUACAGGAGUACACCCCCUGCCAGAAAAAACGGUUGAGAUACUGCAGCAUCCAAUAAGGAAUACGAAGAAUAAAUAAAUAAGUCAACCCAGUAAUGUACAGUCUAUGAGGGCAAAUAUUUACAGCCCCUCCGCAGGCUCCCUUCCUUUCUGUGUUAUCCAAUAGUGCUGAUGUUGAGAGAGAGAGAGAAGAAAAACCAUUAUGUAUAUGAGGAAUAGCUGUCAGACAUCAGUGCUGCAGAGCUUUGGUCCCUUUGCAGUGAGGUAAGAGACAUUGGUGACAGGGGAGAGGUAGUCCAGAAUCCCUUCACUAUUGAUGUCUCCAAGCUAGGAGAAACUGAUAGGCACUUAUUAUAAAUGUGAUGACAUUUUCUUAGAGUGGCACAAGCUUGAAAUAAAACCAGCAGGCAGGUCUGCAACUGACUGUCAGUAAUAAUAUCACAAAAAGAGAGAAAAAUAUAAAUAAAUAAAACUCAACAAAGUAUAUACACUGGAAGCAGCUGUGUGGCAGCCUGAAUUCAAGUUUGAGGCCAAGGAGGUGUACAAAAAAGUGUCCUCCAAUACAAGGCACUGGAGUGAGCAGAGGGACUAGGAGUUUAUCAGCAGCCACAGCCCUACAGAGUAUCUUCUCAGAUACAGUGUGUGGGGUUAUUAACCAGCGUUGUAUGGUCUAGGGAGGCUGCCAGGCCUGAUGUCCUGUGAAGGUGUGGGGCACAGUUUUAAUUAUGUGAUCCGGUACCUAACGUUGUAAUCACCGCGAAUAAGGUUCAUCCGUUAACAUCGGGAACCUUCAGUGAGCCUUGGCUCAGUGGAUGUGAGGUGCAAAGGAGCAAUGAUGCCCCACGGCCAGCUAAGAUGGCGGCGGAACCGGAAGCCUCCAUAUAAGUGGUUUUAAAUCUUGCACCCAUAGAACUAAGUCAC
This is a messenger RNA of Pelobates cultripes (western spadefoot toad), 7903 nucleotides long. The record is from the annotation of a GenBank genome assembly. Lineage: Eukaryota; Metazoa; Chordata; Amphibia; Anura; Pelobatidae.